AGCUGGGUUUAGUGCAGAACCAGUUGUGUUGGUGUGGGGCUUCCCAGCCUUUUGAUGGCCACUUUCAAUGCAGCUUUAGCUUUUUCAGACGGUAGAUGCUGUCGUGAAGGAGUGUUGCCUUCGCAUUAUGGUCUUAACAAAAGUGACUAUCUGUAGUUAUCGUAUUUUGACUUGAUGGAAAUUGUAACGUUACAUUCAUGUCGUCAAAACGUUGUGGCUGUUCCGGAUAGCAAAUAAUCUGAUGAACAUUAGCGGCUAAAAUACUGCUAAGUUAGCUAGCUAAUGAAAAUAAAAUGUUGGAAAUGUAGCCAGAUAACCAACUAGAUACGGAAAUUCAACGAAUGGGAUAUCUAAAUGUAAACAACAUUAGCUGUUAUUCUUGAUAGUAGUAUGAUCGGUGGCUGCUAAAUUGGAACAGAAUUGUGUAAUGGCAGAAAUAGCUGUCUACUAAAUUAUCUGCAAUGUUACGACUCAGAAUGACUAACGUUUGAAUACUUUAGCAGCAUUAGCCGUCUGUUCUUGUCGGGAUACGUACUGCAUGACGCGUACUAACGUUAGUUAAUGUUAGUCAAGAUCACGAACUUACCUCAUCUAACAUUUGCUUACAUUGGCUCUUCUGUUACGGAUGCAGUUCUACUUUUUGUUGCUAACUAACGUUGGCCAGCUACCUUCCAGGAUGUGGUGGCGUGGCAGUGAUGCAACGACGUCCUUAUUUUGGCUCUUAAUUCUAAUUUCUUAAUUCAUUGGGCCACAAGUUUAGGACCUUCAGGAAAAUUAUCUGAAGGUAUUACAUAUAACAGUUAGAUUUGAUGCGAUUAGCAAGAACCAAUCAGGGGCUAUCCCCGUCUAUUGAUAUGCUAGCUGGUACAUUCAAUAUAUCAGCCAGUGAGGGCACGGAUACGAUUGACGUGGUUAGCUAGUUUAACUUGCCUGCACUGCCUGAGCAGUGCUUUGCAAGGGUAAUCGGGAAGUAAACUUUCCGGAACUUUUUAGAAGUUGCAUAUUAUUUUGUUAACUCGUUCAAAAUGGAAGAUGAGUUGUUUCAACAGCUCAUGUACAUACUUAAUCAGUUAGUAUCAUGGGUCGCAGCUGGUGCCAUGGUGUUUGGUGGGGUAGUUCCGUACAUCCCCCAAUACAGGGACAUCCGACGAACACAGAAUGCCGAAGGAUUUUCAGCCUAUGUAUGCCUGGUCCUAUUGGUGGCCAACAUUUUGAGGAUAUUGUUUAGGUUUGGCAGGUACUUUGAAACACCCUUGUUGUGGCAGAGUAUCAUAAUGAUAAUCACCAUGCUGAUCAUGCUGAACCUCUGCACCAAUGUCCGUGUGGCCGCUGAACUCAACACCAAGCGCCGCUCCUUCAUAGACCUGGACUGGAGCCACUUCUGGCUGUGGAGCCGCUUCGUGGACUACCUGCAGUGCGUGCUGUCCUUUACGGCCGUGGCGGCCUACGUCACCUACCUCCUCCUGGACUCCGUCCUCUUCGUGGAGACGCUGGGCUUCCUGGCAGUCUUCACCGAGGCCAUGCUGGGUGUCCCGCAGCUCUACUGUAACUACCAAAACAAGUCCACCGAGGGCAUGAGCAUCAAGAUGGUGUGCAUGUGGAUGAGUGGUGACACGUUCAAGACGGGUUACUUCCUGGUGACCCAGGCACCCGUGCAGUUCUGGACCUGUGGCCUGCUGCAGGUGUGCGUGGACCUGGCCAUCCUGUUCCAGGUGUACUACUACAGCCGCUACCCACAGAAACCCGCUUCCCACGCGGCCAACCCGACCAGCGCCAAGGCGCUCUGAGGCCUCCACCAACCGCCGGAACGUUUGUGUCGGGACCAGUGAGACGCUGCCAAGCAAAGGAUAUUUCUUAACUCCAUUUUCGGCUGAUAGGAAUGAUUAUUAUAUCUCCAUUGUAUUACAGUACAUAUCACUGGAUAGUUAACCUUAUGUGCACAUAAGAUGUGGGUAUGUAUGCAUGUAUGCGUGUGUCUACAUAUAAGCACAGAAUAACACAUACGUUCUUUUGUGGAUGCACACAAACACGCGCACAGACACACACACACACACACACCACGUGCACACACUCAUGCAUGUAUAUAGACAUACAGUAUGAUAUUAUGUUAUUGUUUCUUUUGUACUGUAGAGACUGUUUGCUAAUCGAAUGCUAAUGAGCAUUCUUUUUCCUAUUGACUAUCCCAGGAUUCGGAUGACUAUUGCAUGGAUACCUUUGCCUUAUAGACUUUCAGAAGGGCUGGUUACUUCUAUAUUCAAAACAAAAGUAUGCUAGAUUACGUAGUUUUACAUUACAUUCCUCAUCCCACAAGAUUGACAGAGACAUUUACGAAUGUACAACAGCGAUAAUCUUUUGCGUCGACAUUUCUCACAUUUUUUCUUCAAAGCAGUUCCUGGACUUGCAAUGACCAGUCAGUCCUCAAAUGACCCUUUCAAUUCUAGCUUCCACCACGUUCCUGCAAACAUGACAAAGGACAAAAGCAUAAAAAUCGAUUUCAGCGAUACCAAAAAUGUCUUCGAUGUUGCUGCGGGUGGUGUUUGAUGCUGCUUUGGAGACGGAAGUCUGUCUCCGCACUGUGUCGCCUCUCAUCCCUCUCCCGUUCAGUCUGCUGGUUCGGUGGGUUGGAUGAACAGCAUGCACUCUAGCACACACAAUCUCAGGUAAAUAAGGCCUGCACCCCACCCUCCUGCUAUGCUACCGCUCAUUCGGACGCUAAUUCUAAUGCCGCAGAUGGUAGACCAUCGCCCCCUAGCCAGGCCGUCGAGAUGGCGGUUGCUGCUGGUCGCGGCAGCACCCAUUCCCUUUUGGUGGCCAGCAUCCCAGUCAUGGGCAACCUGUGGAGGAGCCAAUGGAACAGAGGGGACAGCCAUACAAAGAAAAUCAUGUGAGGCUUUACUUGAACCCCUCGCCAUAAGGCUGGUAUAACACUGUCAUAUGCAUGACAUAGCAGCUGUCGCAAGAUGGCAUAACAGAUGAUGAGCAGACGGGCUGUAGCGUAGCGGUUAAGGUACAUGACUGGGACCCGCAAGGUUGGUGGUUUGAUCCCCGGUGUAGCCACGAUAAGAUCCGCACAGCUGUUGGGCCCUUGAACAAGGCCCUUAACCCUGCAUUGCUCCAGGGGAGGAUUGUCUCCUGCUUAGUCUAAUCAACUGUACAUCGCUCUGGAUAAGAGCAUCUGCCGAUUGCCGCUAAUGUAAUGUAAUGUCAGGUUAUGUCAAAUGACAUAAAAUUGUCAUGCUUUCAUUAACUUUCAUUAUGCUUAUCAUUAACAUCCAUCAAUUUACCGAUAAAAGUAUGAAAACUGACCAUCUGUUAUGCCAUAUUGUGGCAGCUGCCAUGUCAUGCAUAUGGCAGUCUUAUGUCAGCCUUAUGGCGAGGGGUUUUGAGUAAAGCAUUAUCGAAAUACGCCUCCCAACAGAAUGUAAUUGGGAGGAUCGGCCAUCAUUAUGGAUGCAGUUUUGCAUUGUUGCCCUCGAUGCCCAGCCCCCGCCACACUUCGAGAAAGUCGGACCAAGUCGAGCAUUUAUGGCGACCGCAUGGAUCACGCACACUCGCGAGAAUGGAGGGUAGAAUUUUGACAAUCAAGAGAGCGAGGGAAUGAAGCUGUAAGAUGUUUUUGACGUUGUUUUUUGAUGGUCUUUGAUGGCCAUCAUGAUUUUAUGUCAUUGAUUUAUUUUUAAUGGGGUCAUGGGGAACUGUGCUUGACUGACAGAUUUCACAUUAUGUUGUAUUUUUGGUUUCCUCUAGUUAAGCAUUGCAUCGUUUGACUGGUCAGUGUUGAACACUGCAUGACUAUACUGUGACUGGACACUUUGUUGAAAGGUCCACAAGAUGAGUAUUUUAGUAAUUGUGUUGACAUUUAUGACUCAAAAUGCGUUUUCAUAAUGGCCCAGCAGUUAUAGGUCACUCCAGUUUGCUACCAUAAGUGUAUAGUUAUUGUACAGGUUAUAGUAGCUGGUACCUCAGUUUCUGAAAUUAAGGCUCACUAUGAUUUCUUUGAAAAUAGGGACAUAACCCUGUUUUCCAAGGUCACUAAGGCCUUUGGAAUGCAUUUUAUUAUGGUUUCUGAGAUGCAGUGAAUUAAAGUGUCAAUAUUUAGGCAUUUAUGUGCCGAUCCAUUUUACAUUAAGUCACCUGGACUCGCAGGACGCAAUUUUUUUAGUUGAUUUGUAUGUGUUUUCUAAUCAAGAUCUAUUUUUAUUAUUAUUUUUAGCCAUUAUGUUUGUUGCACAGAAAUCAUGUUCAGUUGUGUCAGUGAUGUAUUUAACCGACUUUUGUGUUCUCAGCUUCUCAGUGGAUUAGACCAGGGAUUCGCCAACAUUCCAUUCCAUACCAUAAAAAUGUACAUAUAUGCAGUAAAACAUAUACUUUUGAAUAUAACGUAAUUGCAUAAGUCAGCAUAACCACACAUAUACACCGGCCAGUUGAAUGUGUAGCUUGGUUAGUGUGAAUGUCUGUCCUACGGUACUAUACAGAUUCACUUUACUUACAGAUUUCCCUUUGGCAUCUUGAAACCCACCUGUAGGAUGUGAUCCAUUGUUUGGGAAUCCCUGGUUUAGACAAAGAAUUUCAGUCCGAGUGACCGUUUGUUAUAAUAAUUAGCGAUUUCCAGAGGCCAGUCUGUAUUCCGAGAAUUGUGAAUUCUCACGAUUCUGUGCAAGGCAGUUUUAAAGAUUGUUUUGCACUGCACCAGAAUGACCGUGCCGUCUUCCAAGUGUUGAGUUACCCUUGUAGAUUUAUUGUGUUUUUACUGUAUGUUGUCUAUUUUUUUUUUCUUGAUGAUUCCUGAAGUUCUUACAUGGCCAAACCUUUUUCCUCAGAACAGUAGAGCUCAAAGUGGCAAUCCCACAGUCAAAUGCUUUCUUUGUCAUGUGUUUUAUGUAAUUACAUUUACUUUUUUAAAUUGUCAUUGUCACAAGUUAUUUUACAGUGUUCCAUCUUGAUGAGUCAGUUGAGUACAGUCUCACACAGGCGAAUAAACCUUUUUAUAUAUGAAUACAAACAUGUUUAUAUUAAGACU
Molecule: messenger RNA, 5020 nt
Organism: Conger conger (European conger)
Lineage: Eukaryota; Metazoa; Chordata; Actinopteri; Anguilliformes; Congridae
Product: solute carrier family 66 member 2
Exons: 4
Coding region: 1026-1787 (253 amino acids)
Biological process (GO): phospholipid translocation; retrograde transport, endosome to Golgi
Cellular component (GO): trans-Golgi network; endosome
Source: RefSeq, a predicted model, not a curated record